This is a messenger RNA of Solanum lycopersicum (tomato), 841 nucleotides long. NCBI's taxonomy places the organism in Eukaryota, Viridiplantae, Streptophyta, Magnoliopsida, Solanales, Solanaceae. The record is from RefSeq and is a predicted model, not a curated record.
CUAAUAAUGUCUAUAUAAAGGCUAUAAAUUCUGAAUAUUUUUUCACCAUCAAACAUUAAUUCUUCUUACAAUUCAUUGAUAUAUCAAAAAAGAAAUAUGGGUUUCAAAGGCAAGUUGAUUGCUUCGAUGGAGAUUAAGUGUGGAGGACACUUGUUUCAUGAUUUUUAUCAGAUUAACGCUCAUCAUGUAUCUAACAUAAGUCCUGAUAAAGUCCACCAUUUUAAUAUUCACGAAGGUGAUCAAGAUCUAAAAGUUGGUUCAAUAAUUGGCUGGAAAUAUAAUCAUGAUGGAAAAGUUAAGGUUACUAAGCAAUUGAUUGAAGCCGUCGACGAUGAGAAGAAAUUAAUUACUUGGAAAGUGUUAGAGGGAGAUACGUUGGAAUUGUAUAAUUCCUUCGCUAUUACUGCCUCCUUUGAAGAGAAUUGGGCAACAUGGACACUAGUAUACGAGAAGAAAACUGAAGACACACCAGAACCUAUUACUCUCUUGAGUCUUAUGAUCGACAUCACUAGAGAUUUGGAAAGUCAUCUCCACAAUAACUAAAAGAUCAUUAACAUUUGAAAAUCUCAUCUGAAAUAUCUAUCUGUGUGAUGAUUAAUAAAAAAUUAUUGAUUUGUCUAAUAUGCGAAAUAAAUAGUGUUGUAUGGAGGUAUUGUAUCAAUGUGUGUUUGUACUCAUUCCAGUUUUUAUUAUGAAUAUAAAUAUAAUAGAUUGUAAUUAGCUAAUGUCUUCUUGUAACAUUAGUAGACAUGAACUCGGACUCAAGUGCCUUCAAGCAUGAUCUUAAAUUUUAAUGUACUUAAUUUUGGUUUGUAUUUGAAUUCAAGGGUUUUUUAGCUUA